CGACACGAGUAAAAAUAACCCUAUCUGUUGAUAUGUAGCCUACGUGAACACGAUCUGUACAAGCAGUGAGUGACACAUUUUUCAGUUACAAGGAAAUCAAGCUACCAAGCUCAAGUGUCCGGAUAAAAAAUGAGCAGGCCCUCGCACAGAUUUUCGCAGACAGUGCGCCAAAGGCAAGCGCCUUCCUCACCAAUUGUACAUCAAACCUCUUUUAGACCAACAAGCGGCCAUGGCGUAGGUGUACAUUUUCCCGGGCAUAAUCAAAGAUCUGGGCAAAUAAGCAACGUAAAUCCGACACGGCAGGCACCAACGCCGACGAAACAAGAACUUCGAUUGGCAGACAGUUUGAAAAAUUUGAAGAGGGAAAUACCACAAUUCGAUAAAUUGUUCGCUACACCUGGUUCUGGAUUCCGGGACGCGUUUCUUCAAGUAAACAAAAACCUUUUGAAGCAAACGGUUGCCGAACCAAAAGAAGACCAAGGUCAAAGUAGCAAUGAAUGGAGGAUUAAAGAGCACACACUCCUGACAGAAAUCUCGCAACUGACUGAACAAGUGCAGUUGUUGCAAAGAAAUACAAAAGUCUCGCGGAGUGACAAGGGAUAUGUAGAUUCUGCUAAGUAUGAGAAAGAAAUAGAAAGACUUAAGCAAGAAAACUUGGACUUCAGCAAACAGCUACAGUCCACAAAGGAGGAAAAGAAUCUACUUCUGCACAGGUUGAGUAAGCUUGCCGGGGCUAAGUUAUCGGACAACAAUCCCGACAUCACCGACCUUAGCGACCCGAACCGCCCACAGAAACUAGCACAGAUGUACAAUGAAUUGUAUGACAACGUGCAUUCGGAAGCUUUCGAGUCGUUCCCUAAAUCUGAUGAUAAAGGAAAGGCUCAUGUUCUCCUUGACAUGUUUAUGGAAAUCUGGAGGUUUUGUAGAAAUCUAGGACACCAUCAGCUAGUUUCAAUGGAGAAUCUAAUGCUGCAUCCUUGGCUGACCACUUACGAGGGACCAAAGGGAUCACAAGGGGAUAGCUACCAGACUGAGAUAAUGAAAACCAUCAAAGAUGUCCGGAAGAUAGCUGCAAAAGAGACAAGAAAGAAACUCUACCAGCAUUUCCUUCAUGAGAAUCCUAGAUAUGGUUCCUACAACAAAGAAGUUUCACACUAUGCAGAGGAAUGUUUGAAACUGUGCUGGCUCUGUGCCAUUCAAGACCCGUCUAUAGAAUUUAUGUAUAGUGUGAAAGAGGGGGAAGUGAUUGAUUCCAAAUACUUCAGAAAAUAUGACCGAUCGGGAGAUAUUGUCGAGUAUCUAUUGUGGCCGGCGAUGCUUUUGCACAAAGAAGGACCAGUUUUAAGCCGUGGAAUAGUUCAAGUGUUCAAGAAAAAAAAGUGAAAGUUUUUGGUUAUAAAUUGCGAUGUGAACAAACAAAAAAGAUUGACAUAUUUAGUAUGAAUAUAUUAUGUUACUUGUUAUGGGAAGAAGUGAUUAUGAUAUUAAUAUAAAAUUAUGAUUAUCAUUAUAUUACAUUAUAACCGUCAUCAUCAUUCCAAGAGGCACUUUCAAUUUUUCAGGAUAGCAUGUUACGGGACUCCCGUAUGCUUUUCAGAAAAUUAACCCCCAGCUUCUACAAGAAAACCCCACCUUCAAAUGAUCCUUUUGACGGGACAAUUAACCAAACUAACAAACGAAACCAUCUUGCAUUGGUCAUAAAAAUAAUACUGUAAAUCACUUAGUGAAUUCUUUUUUACGUGAACUUACCUCUUUAGACAUUUUUACGAACGUUGAUCAAAUUUGAGAAUGUUGAGAUAAGUAUAGACAUGCACUCCAGACUAACGGUAACGGAUAGUGUCAUAUUGGCCACCAUUGUGUUAAUUAGGGUCAUGGGGAUAACCAGAAAAGUCGUGAUUCACUCAUUUGAUAGAUGCUGCGAAUGUAUUUACCUAUGAAUAGGCUGACUCGUGCAUGAUAGUAUGCAGACAAAAGAAAUUUACGAAUGUGAAUUGUGAACGCUCUACAGUAACAAAAAUAUAUGAUUUUCUGAUUUUCAAAUCAAAUGUCUACAUGCAUUUAUCAUCUGUUAAGAUGUUUUUCCCCUGUAGACAGGCGGUACUCAUUCAUAUAUAUGUCCUUUUACAAGCCGGGGUAACCGAGUUGACCAAGCGUGACAUACGGGACAUUUUGAGCCAUUCUUCCAAUGGUGUUUCAAGUACUCGUGCCUUCGUUACUGGCCAUAUAACUCACAUAUGGGAUUCUAAGAAAGUCAGAUAAGAUAUGGUCAUUAGCUAUUGAUGAUGAAGCAGCUAUAAAGCCGUGAUAUCGGGUUAAUAUCUAACGUUGUGUUUCUUAUCUGUGAUAAUCAUAUUAUUUACUUGUGUUUAAGCAAAACAAAUACCUCCAUCAAUCGAUCAACAUUCGACACAAAUCCGUUUUAUAACAAAGCAUCCAACACAACUCGUGAUGAACUGAUCAAUGGUUGUUUUAUGUUUACACCCUAUUUGGUAUUUAUUUAAUGCCUGUUCCAAUUCUGCUAUAGAUAUAUGUAGGUUGUUAUUUUACUUUACACUUUUUUUAUGGGCUUAGACAUUUUCAGUAUUGCAUUUGAAUAUUUAAUUCUGAUUGGCCUCCACAAAACUUUAGAAAUCGUCCUUGGGUGUGACUGAAUAGGUGGCUUUCGACACAAUUCUAGUUCUUUUUGUCACUUUGGGAGGUCUUUGCCCUCCUGAGAAAAAUCGCCAAUGAUCCAAUUUAGACAAAAAUUUACAGUAAAACACAGUGUUCUUUGUCAUUAAUUAUCGCUGUUGUUCCUGGAUUACACGUAUUUGUAUAUAUAUAUAUAUGUCUUCGGGAACUAGCUGGUCGACUGGCACUGAUUUAAUUUAACAUACCAGGAAGAAUGGUGUUUUACGUGUAGUUUGAUUGACCAAAAAAAGUUUGAUGAUACACUCAUGAAAAUGUGUAACAGGAGGCCAUUAUUGCAACAACCAACAAACAUGAUAUUUACUGUCUAAGUAGCUAGAUAUAUGCACGCAAGACCACGAGAAAACUGUUUUAUUGUGUAGUUUUUGAUAUUCACCUGUCAUUUGAUACCGUACACCAUUGCUCUCUCUGUUCUCCACUUGUAUUUUACAAUUCAGCUUUUUGGUGUGGCAGUUUUGAAACUAUUUUUUAUUCCACAAGAUCUCUAUUUUAACAUGUACUUGUGAUUACAGGAUUAUUAGAAAUUUUGUCAUUCAGUAGAUGUAAGUGGCAUAGUGAAGGUAGACCUUACUUCCUGUUGUUUUAUAUUACAGUCUUUCUGUGACAUUUAACGGAAGUGCAGCGUUGUUUUGAUAUGGCAGCAGGAUCAUAAUGCUUUUUGGGGUACGGUAGUAUUAUGUCUUUACGAACGACGUUGAAAAGUCGUAAUAGAAUGUAUAAUAUAUGGAAUGGCGUGAUUUUGAUGUGUUUAUCUGGUAGGUUAUUAGCGUCUGAUGCUUUAUCCAGAGAAUUCCAUGAAUUUCUUUAUUUCUAAGGGAGACGAUUUUCAUCAAUGUUGCGUGAUCUCUGUACGUAGCAUAUCUUGAUAUCAAUUAUAUUCAUUAAAAAGGAUCCAGUUGGUAUCGUGAGAUAAGUAAAAGUCCAUGGAUGAUAUAAACUAUAGUGUCCGAUUCUUAUGGGUGAUAUGUAUAUACCAUAGAUGCACAUAAUUUUGUAAAGAAUAUUACAGUGUGUUUAUAUGUGUUUGGUAGUUUUGGUUUUGUUUUGUUACACAACUGUCAAGCCGUCGAUCCGUAACUACGGUAAUUUCAGAAAGAUAAUCUUUACUGAUGGCUAAUGUAAGAAGUUCUAGGUAACAUGCUAUUAUAGAUAUUUUUUACAAUUACCUUAUUGAUACUUUGUUCACGUUAAUUCUUGUUAAUUCUUGUAGCGAAUUAAACUCGAGGAUGACACAUUUGAUAUUAAGUUUGCAUGUAUUUUGUAUUUGAUAUUUAUGCGAAAAUAAUUGAAAUAAUAAAGAAUGAAGACUGUAUG
This is a messenger RNA of Pecten maximus, 4002 nucleotides long. RefSeq lists its product as uncharacterized. Lineage: Eukaryota; Metazoa; Mollusca; Bivalvia; Pectinida; Pectinidae. The transcript is spliced from 9 exons. The coding region runs from base 130 to 1383 and encodes 417 amino acids. Gene Ontology annotation, biological process: mitochondrial protein catabolic process; mitophagy by internal vacuole formation. Gene Ontology annotation, cellular component: mitochondrial outer membrane. The record is from RefSeq and is a predicted model, not a curated record.